Halichondria panicea is the source of this 5969-nucleotide messenger RNA. RefSeq lists its product as uncharacterized. The record is from RefSeq and is a predicted model, not a curated record. Lineage: Eukaryota; Metazoa; Porifera; Demospongiae; Suberitida; Halichondriidae. The coding region runs from base 2893 to 5901 and encodes 1002 amino acids. The transcript has 12 exons.
UCAUGCCUCUAGCCACCCACAAAGAAAUAUAAGGGCCUUCCAGACCUUCUCUUGAAAUGGCUGAAUCUACAACACUCAAUGCUGCUAGUUCCCCACAGUUGAUGGAGGGUGGGCUCACUCGUGGGGAAAAGACGUGGAUUAAGGUACGUUGUGUGCAAUCACAUUCUACCAAGCUGACAUGCUUGUGCUCUGAGCACUUGUUGUUAGGAGGUAGACAGUGUAAAGAAGAACACAUACGGAUAACUGAAUGUGAUACUAUUCCUUAAUUGAGACAAGUAGAUCUACUCGUAGUAUAGCCUCCUUCACCGGCCUUCAUAGGAAAGAAGGCCUGCUAUCGACUGCUUGCGCAUGCGCCAAAUUAUUCGAUAUUUUUCCUCGUAAAAUUUCCUAUAAUACUGGAUUCAUCAGAGAAAAUAUCCUAAAAGUCACACACAGAGCUAUAUAGCUAGCUAGCUAGAGACAGAGCUGUGUAUGUUUGUUGUACAGCUAUUUUCUUUUGAUAGAAUCAGUAGCAGUAGUAUAGUAGACUUUCACCAAAGUUAGUGUUAAAUGGGCGUGGCCUGUCCAUAUGAUGUCACAGUUUUACUGAGCAUAUACGAUGUUAUCCAAAGCCCCCAGAUACCGGGGGGAUAUUAGUGCAUGCGCAAGCAGUCGAUACCAGGCCCACUUCCCUAAGUGAAGUGGGAAGUGCGGCCUGGGAUCGAGGCUACUCGUAGUAGUACCUGAAAGUAUGCAUGGUUAAUCAAGUGUUUCAGUCUGCAUGUUUGGCUGUCCACAAUUGUUUCCCCUCCCCUGUGUUAUGCAAUCACCACUGUACUGUAUCACUGCACUAAUGUUCUCUUCUUUCCAUUUCAUGUAUCUCCACCUCACCUUUGACUGACCCUCUGAAACAACAGGCUGUAAGUUGGUGUGUGUUGUCAGAGUAUUUAGUGUCUGUUGCAUAUUCUGUGAUGUUUCUACUUCCCCAUUAUUACUCUUGUGUGUGUGUGCAGUGCCAUAGUGUUAUGUAGGGAAAUAUUUAGUAUGAUCACAUUCAACCUCGUAAUCAUUCAUUUACUAUCUUCCCACGUGUUUGCCCUGUGGACUCUCCCUCUCUGGAUCAACAGGCUGUAAGUUGUGUUUGCACAUGCACACUCAUUUUAAUGGUUACUAUAGGAACUCGUAAAUUGUCUUUUGUCUCUUUUCAUAUUGCCAACUUGGUAUUAGCCGAGGCCCACACAACUUAUUAGGUUGUAGUUUUAAUAUUCGUAGAAUAUACACCUAAGUUCAUUAGUUGGUACGUACAUUAUCGUGUUUGUCUCUUCCCAUACACACACUCAUUCCUAUGUUGGACCACACACUGAUUUGGACUACUGUAGGAGGUGAGCUUCUUACGAGUACUCAAUGUCCACACACUAAAAUGGUUCAGCUGCAAUGUGUAUGGAUGUACUGGUUACCUAGCAUCAUUAGCGUGUGUCCCUUGUCCUCUAGAGCUGACCCUCUCCCUCGUAUAGGGUAGACCACGGCUUUAAACUUGUUCAAUUCGUAAUCCCAUUUUACGGCCACAAUUUUGAAAUACCACCAUUGUGUACAUUGUGUACAUGUAAAUUUGUGUUUAUGUAAAUUCCCCAACCAAUUAAGUGCCUACUGAACCUAAAACUUGUUGCCUAUUUCUCAAUGUUUCCCCAACUUUUUUAUUUCUUAGCUUUUCUAUACCAGGUCUAGCCACUUGUUGCUAUGUGUAGUCAGUCCCAUACACACCAGCGUUCAACUGAUCUGAUGUCUUGUAUGUGUGUUAAGAUUAAAUCUCUCCCUCACAUGUACCAUUUGAUGUGUCUCAGGAUUGGAUUAGGGACGUGAGUUUAUUGCAUGUACAUAUAAUGGCGUACUAGGCUGACUUGUAUACAUGUACUACUGCAUGAAGGCAGAAAGAAUAACUUGCGUGACUUUAUUUAGGAUUAGUACGUACUGAAAGUUUCAUGCUGUACAGACGUUAGACUGGCGGCGAUAGAGCGACUGGCAAACUGCCUAUCAGUCACUUGUCUCAGCGGAAGUGUAAUAGAUCGUAUGACACUACUAAACAUGAAUAUCGUUAUAGAUAAUGUGGUUAAAUGUUGCUAUGAGAUUCAGCUACUAUGGAAUGCACUGAAUCCCCUGAAGUGUAAGUGCGGUUACAAUUACAGGGCUAAUAUGACGUUGAGCAAUCUGAUAGGCUGCAAUGCUCGUUGCAGCUGAGACGAGUGACUGAUAGGCAGUUUGCCAGUCCCUCGCGCUACGCACGCGAGGGGCUGUCGCCGCCAGUCUAUACAGACGUGUACUUGCAAUAAUUGAUGUAUACAUGUGUGAAUGCAUUCGUGUAUUUGAACAUGUUCAUUUCUCUACAUGUCCGUGUCCUACUGCUUGUUAAUGUGACUACUGCUAAUGAUUACUGGAACAACAGGUGGUAAGUUACAGUAUAUACAGACAUGUAUGAAUGCACUCACUGCUCCUACCAUCAUCCCCCUCUCUCUGUUUCCAUGUGUGUCUGGCGCUGGUGUCUCAUUGGACUAAACAGAAGGUGAGCGGGACACUGCACUGACUUGUGACUGUACUUGUCUCAGUAAUGUUUGAGUUGCAUGAGUACAUGUGUAUUGGCAUUCAUAGUGUACAGGUUUGUGAUUAUAUUCUUUUCUCUCUCCCUACAUUUCCAUGGUUACUGAAUAUCUGGAACGAUAGAAAGAGAAGGCUUGGUAUGAGAGUAAACUGAAGCAUCAUGAGACGAGAAGAGCUGCCCUCCAACAGAGACUGUCUGGUGACAUCACUGACCAAGACCGGAGACAACUGCUCGGAGAGCUGGAGGAGGUGGAGGGGGAGAUCAAGAAGUGUGUCUCAGGGAUACAACGUUGUGAGGGGAAUAUACAAUACUGGGAGAAUAUGAUUGCUGAGAUACGAGGAGAAGUAGAGGAGAGGCAGAGAAAGGAAGAAUCGAAGCGGUUAUUUGAAGAGGCGAUGAAGCACGGAUAUGUCUUGGUCAACAUUGUCAACAUGCUCAUGUUUGGACCGGCGGGAACAGGGAAGACCAACCUCAAGCACCUGCUAACCGACAAGCCCCCUCCGCUACAGCGUGACAGCACUCCUUGUAUGGAAAAGCCAGUACGCAUUCGACCCGUGUCCAACACGAAAUUCAAGUCAACUGGAAGAGGCUGGGAAGAGAUGUCUCAGCCAAAGCUGCGCAAGCUACUUGCUGAAAUCAUCGCUAAGUUACCAAAAGAAAGCGCCGAUCCAUCCACCGUAUCAAGGGUUGCCGAGAGCUUGAAGAAGAUGACCACAACCGAGCUAAUUUCUGAUUCCGAUGAGCAAAUUUCUGGUUCCAGUUCGAGCCCAUUGAGGAGGAACGAUUCCGAUACGCUUUCUGGCUCUGCAAGAAAGUUGAAGAAAGCCGUUGAUAAAGUGAUAGCGAGUGUAGUGAGUGGUGUGGCAAAAGAGCUGAAGCCAGCCACACAGGGAACUGACCAACUGUCGAGCAGUGACCAGCAAGAAGGAGAACUGUUUGAUUCCAACUGGGUGUACGUUACCGACUGUGGCGGCCAGCCGCAAUUCCACGACAUCAGCCCUCUCUUCAUCAAGCACAUUUCGGUGGCGUUGGUAGUCCUGCGUUUGAUUGACGAACUCUCCAGUUUCCCUUCUGACGAGUACUACAAGGAUGGGCAGCUUGUUGGUAGUCCUCAUGCAUCUCACAUGACCCUCGGGGAGACACUUCAGAGUCUCAUUCGAUCGAUUGAGUCCCACACCUCACAAGACAAGAAGCCAAGUAUGAUCUUUGUGGGCACAUUCUUGGAUCAACUGGAGGAGAGCUCGGAUACACUUAUCAAGAGGAAUAAAGAGAUUCUCGACAUGCUGCCACCCGAUAUCAAGAAGCUAUUGGUGUACAACGAUCCUGGAUUGAACAAUUUGAUUUUUGGUCUCAGCACAAUCAGCCGAGAUUACGAUUCACUGGCCACUGCCAAUAGGAUUAGAAUUGCUGUUGAGGACUCUAUUCCGCUACAAGUCAAAAUGCCCAUCUGGUGGUCCUUCUUGGAUUCACUUCUCCAGAGUUUAUCUGCCAGUCUCGAGCGAGGUGUAUUAAGCAUUGGAGAAUGUCUCCAAUUAGCCACUCGAUUUGGUUAUUUUCUCAAAGAUCUUGAAGCUGCUCUAGUCUUCUUUGAUAACGUGUGUAUAGCGCACUACUAUCCCUCCAUUCUCCCCAACACAGUGUUUGUGGAUGCCCAGAUUCCACUAGACAAGAUCACUGAGCUCUCACAGCACGCCAUCUUCCUGAGGAAUGCUGAAGUCAAGUCACGCUCUACUCUAAGCACAGGAAUGACCAAGGCCGAGUGGAAGAGAUUUCGAGAUGAGGGCAUAGUCACUUUAGGGUUCCUUCGAUUCUUUAAAAAGCAUUACGUUGAAGGCAUCUUUUCUCCAGAAGAUAUGCUGUUGAUCAUGAAAGAUCUUCUCGUGAUUGCUCCCAUUCCACUAGUGGAGUCCACUACCCACCAAGCCGAGUUCUUCAUGCCAUCUCUACUCACAUCAAUCCCACCUGCUGAGCUAGACAAGAUUCGUUCCUCCUUCACAAUAUCCCCCUUCGCUAUCUACUUUCGUAGUGGGUGUAUUCGCUCUGGAGUAUUUUGCUGUCUAGUUGUGGACGUGAUCAAGAGGUUGGACUGGAAAGUUUUGCUCCCCUCAGGGAAACUAAUCUGUUUUGCUAAAAAUUGUAUCCAGCUAAGAAUUCCCAAGCACCCGUAUACCGUGGCUCUGAUCGACUCCUUCUCGUAUAUCGAAGUGUACAUUGACGUCCCUUUUCCUUUACGCAAUGAAAUAUGCCCUACGAUUCGCAACGAAAUUUUAAGCAGCAUUAAAUUGUCCUGUAAAGCGUUGCAUUACAACAACGACACACCCGAGACAGGCAUCUUUUGCCCAUGCAAGAAGAGCACUGGAGGCAAAUUGCACCUUGCUGAUCUGAGCGAACGGAAGGACUAUUGGAUAUGCUCCCAGGAGGCACGUGUGUAUGGGAAGCUCAGUGACGAACAUAGAAUCUGGCUGGACAAUAGCGAAGGUUCAGGUGAACCAUCCUCUGUUACGAGAGAUGUCACUGAAAGAACGAGUGAUCAGCUGCAAUACCCCGGUAAUUCUGUAAUGGAAGAUGUGUGCUUGAAGACGGAAGUACAUGAUCAUGAUCAGCGAAAUACUUCUAACCCUGCAAUGGAACAUGUGGUCAAUAAAACAAGUGAUCAACAUACCAAUGAAUUGUCCUCUGUUACAGUAAUGGAAGAUGUGUGCAAGGAGACUGGAGUGAGGGACCAACAACUAGAUCAAGAAAUCCCUGAGAGUGACAUCAUUCUAAUCGCGGAGAAAUUUCCACACCUGCUGAGCGUGCACAAGGCUUUGACAAUUAACGAUCUGCAACACGUUUACGAGAAACUACACACUGCACAUGAAAGUGCCAGCCCUCACUGGUUCAAUCUGGGAUUGGCUCUAGGUCUAACUUAUUUUGUUCUCACCAAUAUCAAUAGCAAGCAUCGUGGCGAUAAUGUGUCGUGCUUGCGUGAAAUGCUGGCUGAGCUUCUGAGUACGCAAGUGGUAACAUGGAGUCUCCUGUCAGACGCUCUCAAAAAGCCCACAGUGAAGCUCAUCAAUUUGGCUGAUAGCAUCACAGCCACAACUCCUAACCUGCUGAAUCGACUCAACCUCACCCCAGCCGACCUCGGUGAUGUAACUGAUGUCACACGUCGUUAUGGCAAUCAAGCUGGAGUGGCUCAUGCAUUGGGAGUGUGGCGAAGAGUGAAUCCUUCCAGAGCUACCUUCAGGGCCUUGGUAGAAAUCGCCAUAGGACUGAGAAGAGGAGACACUGCUACAGACAUUUGUAGAUUCAUUGUAGAGAAUACGAGUGGAACUGACCGAAACUGAUUUAUACAUAACGUUUUUGUCUGCAAUGCUUUUGCUUUUCUACACAUUUUUGGUAGUUUCUGUGAGAA